AGCAUGUCAUGGGACCUGGGAACAGUUGUAUCUCAUUAAUACAAAAUUACACUUAUUCUGUUCAAUGCCUCAAUCUCCAGAGCCAGCUUAGUAAAUGUUGGAGAUGUACUGGAGGGAUACAAACAGUUAGGAUCUAGUCCUGGGAGUGGACUUUGUACAUGUUAUUUAACAAAACUGAUGUGUAUUACGUGAAGGAUUUGUAUAUUAUUGCAGGCCUCUAACUAUUGUAUGUUUUAUAUUAUGGGCCUUUGCAUUGUCUGCUGAUUCUUACUGGACCAGUCACCAUUGUAGUGUUGGUAUUUGUGUUGUCUACGCCUAUUCUAUGUUAUUUUUAUCUGUUUCACCAGGUGAGGUCGGGGGCUGCAGAUGUUCUGGCUCAGAUUUGAAUGCCCAUAGGUCACGGGCUGAUGGGGAAUUCAGAAAACUCCAUCAUGGAUGCAAGCUUAUUCUUUAAGCUGUGUUGAUACUUUGAAGACGAGGUCAUUGUCCUGCAUCCGUUGCUUAUUAACGUCCACUUGUACCAGCAAAGUUCAUGGAUCCAGUUCGGGUGACCCUUUUAGGCUAAAGCCUGUCCAGGAAUUUCCAUCAAAUGACGGACAGAGCUUGACCAUGUCCUAUGUUUUGGUAAGGCCGGUGAAUAAACAUGCAUAUCGUAAUAUACUAGUCUGUGUUAAUGUAUCGUAACAAUAAAUUAUCCCUCUGAUUUCCCCAUUGAAUGAUUGUCCUUCAAUCCGCAUUCCAAUUACAUGGGCACACCUUCUGCUACAUUCUUUAAAUCAGAGAAAACGAAAGCAUUAAGUUCAUUGUGUGGCCAGCCCUACACCCUACAGAGCUAUCUAAUAAGGGAACUUGUCUGAAUCGUUUUCGAUUGUGUGUCUUAACUUCACAAUAUCUCAAACAUGAUGAAUCCCGCUGCCGUUUAUCCUUAUCCUCCUGGCAAUCCAAUAGGUAUGCCUGUUUACCCACAAGGCGUGGCCCAACCUCCAUUCGCAAUCCCUGGUUUUGUAGCAGCGCCUAUUUACCAACAAGGCCCAGCACAACCUCAGUUCCAAAGCCCCGUUCAGCAGCAGCCAGCUGUUGCUCAAAAUACAGCAGUAAAUGUCAAUUCUCCAGUGGCCACCACAAGCCCUGGUUUUGUAGCAGCACCUAUUUACCAACCAGGCCCAGCACAACCUCAGUUCCAAAGCCCCGUUCAGCCGCAGCCAGCUGUUGCUCAAAAUACAACAGUACAGGUCAAUGCCGCCCCUGUUCAGCAGCCGCAGCAGCCUGUUGUCCAGCAUACAAACAUCUGCAUCGAUUCAGGGAACCUUCAAGGUCAACCAAGGGGCCCUGAAUUAAAAAAUGUCGUGGUGGUAGGGCCGGCGGCAGGGGGGAGACCAGUACGGACAAAAUGUGCCCUUUGCGAGGCCACCUGUGUCACUAGUGUCACCUACAAGAAUGGUGCACUCACAUGGAUUCUGUGCGGUGUGCUAGCAAUAUUUCCAAUAUGGCCACUCUGCUUGAUCCCGUUCUGUUGUGAUAGCUGUAAGGAUGUGGAACAUCGCUGUCCCAACUGCCAAAAUGUUGUGCAUGUACAUAAACGCAUUUAAAGGUGACUGUCAUAGACCUCAGCAGCAAGACACUUACUGGAACAGUAUGCGAUUCCUUCUAAAUCAUUAUAGCAAUAAUGUUUAUCUAUGUAGCCCUUCAUAUUAAGUGGCAUAAAUUCGAUGGUCUGUGUCAACUGUUGAUUGAAUUGUCCAGGUUUACAAAGACACAUUGGUUGCAUAUUGGGGAGUUUUAAUUCACACUGGUUAACAUAAUCAUAACUUUUAUUACUGAAAAGCACUUUAAAUCUGAUGAUUUGCUUAUUCUUUGAAUUUGUAUGCACUUAAAUGAUUCUAACACUUUUUGGCAUACAUCUUGACUGUUAAAUGCACUUUCUGUAAGUCGCUUUAGACUGAAGCGUAAUACAAGGAAUGCCGUCUGCGGUAGAAACAGGAAAAUUCAGCUUACAUAUUUCAGGUUUGAGGAUGCGUUCAGGCCAUCUAUGGAUCUUGAGGAGACAAAGUUCCUAAACAGGUUCUCCUUGCUCUGUGAGCAUUGAUGACACACUGAAGGGAAUGUUUUCUCGGAAUUGACACUGGGUGUGUGGGUUAUUGUUGUGUUGUGUUCAUCUGCAGCAUUGACUGCAAGCCAGUGGUUCUCAACCUUUUUAUUCUUGUGUACCCCCUUAGCCUUUUUGUCAUACCAUGCGCACCCCCUCACUCAUACAUGUUGAUCAUUCUUCAAAAGUAGAAAAUAACACAACUGAUUAUUGAAUGGAAAAUCAUUUUAUUUCAUCUCCUUAACUUGAACAUGUAAUUCUCUGGCAUUUUCUUAAUUUUACUCAAAUGAAUAAUAAAAAUAAAUAAUAUGUUGCCUUGAAAAUAAAAAAGUAAUAUAAACAAAUAAAUAAAAACGAAAUCAAAACGAUCAACCUGCCUUUCUAUAUAACUCUCGUAGCAUCAACCACAAAAACUGGAGAUCCUUUAAAUAAGUCCCAUUUUAACAGAAAUGUCCACUCUAAACAAGAAGCACUGAGGCUGCGGUGGUUCCGCAGAAGUAUAAGUGAAUCGAUAUAAACAUAGUUUUCACUGUACUGCC
This is a messenger RNA of Gadus chalcogrammus (walleye pollock), 2625 nucleotides long. Its product is annotated as lipopolysaccharide-induced tumor necrosis factor-alpha factor homolog. Gene Ontology annotation, molecular function: zinc ion binding. Bases 900 to 1589 code for a protein of 229 amino acids. The record is from RefSeq and is a predicted model, not a curated record. NCBI's taxonomy places the organism in Eukaryota, Metazoa, Chordata, Actinopteri, Gadiformes, Gadidae. The transcript is spliced from 11 exons.